AUGUCACCACUCACAAGCACGCGUUCCGAACAAGUCUCGAGUCCAAAGGCAUCUCUGAUCAAGAAGAAGAAGCAGCAACAGCAACAACAACAACAGGGAAGUAACUCGGCUCCUGACACUCUAAAGCAAUAUCUGCAUAAAACAUUUCACAGUCAAUCUCAACAACGAGAACAAGCUUGUUCGUUUGAUCCCACGUCUCGUGCUUUUGAUUUGGUAUUCAAAUUGGAUGAAUCGGAUUUGCAGAAGAAACAAGAACAGGCUCCAAGUUUGUUCGCUAUGGACACUCCGAACCAUCUCUGUAAAGAAAUUUAUGUUCACAAAUUCUUUGUGAUGGCUCGAUCGAAUUAUUUAAGGCGCUUAUUGAAAGGAUAUCAACAUUUACAUGAGGAGAAUGCAAAUAUAUGUGAAGUCUUUGUUCAUUCAGAAAUGUUGGAAUGUCUUUCUUAUUACAUGAGUGCCUUGUAUGGAGACAGGUCCAGUCGACGUAAAUUUUUGUGUCAUUCUCACAUGCUUGCUUGGCACGAUCAAGCCAUGCAAAUUAUCGAACAGGACAAUUUGAGAACAGAGUGUGACAGUAAUAUUGACCAAGAUUUUUUACCUUGUUUGCACAGAAUUUACAAUGCAGUGACUACCUUCAACGAGAUUCGAAUGGAUGAUCAUCACGACGGCAGUGAAAAAUACGUGAAAAAUAAUAAUAGCUUUGAUUUGACCAUUCAAUUGUAUAAUCCAUAUUGUGAAGAAGAGUUGAUGAAAGAAUACCGAGUUCACAAAUUAUUCCUAUUUCGAUCUCCAUUCAUGAGAACAAUCAUGCAAAGUGGAAUGCAAGAAACUCAAUCCAGUGUUGUGAAAUUUCACACAAUUUCUGUGGAAGGUUUUCAUCAUGUGUUGCAAUAUCUCUACACCAAUCACAGCAAAAUUCCGAGAGAGCACGUGGUUGAGAUUUUCGUCUUUGCACAAUUAAUGGAAUUAUCCGACUUGUCAUCCAUUUGUAUCAGAAUUUUGGAUCAAAUGAUUGAUAAGGACAAUGUCUAUGAUGUUUUAAGUCUUGAAGAAUUGACAGCCAUUCCAUCCAUUCUUGAUAAAUGUGCUCAUGUCUUGACAGAACACAUCGAUCAAAUCAAUGCCAUUCAAUUAGCUUCCACUCUCCCAAAAUUUGAAUUAUUACUCAUGCCCAAAGUCAUUCAAAAAAUUGCCUUCUGUUUGGCCAAUGAAUACGAAUCCAUUCCUAAGGACGUGUAUAGCAAAUUAUCGGUGGAUAUUCGAAUCAAAGUUCAAGACAUUCGAAAAAAGCAGUUAUUGAAAAAGAGAUAA
Messenger RNA from Naegleria lovaniensis, 1311 nucleotides. RefSeq lists its product as uncharacterized. Lineage: Eukaryota; Heterolobosea; Eutetramitea; Acrasida; Naegleriidae. The record is from RefSeq and is a predicted model, not a curated record. The coding region runs from base 1 to 1311 and encodes 436 amino acids. The transcript has a single exon. Gene Ontology annotation, molecular function: protein binding. Gene Ontology annotation, cellular component: ubiquitin ligase complex; cytoplasm.